CGUACCUACGCCUUAGUGGUACGCGCUGGAGUUGGGUGUGAAGAUGGCGGACGAGGAGGCCGAGCAGGACGUAGGUCCUGAGAACGUUAUCGGUAAAACGAUUGGGGAACUCCGACAGCGGCUGCAGGACCUGCAGACAAUGGUUGCUAGAGAACGCGACGGUCCCUCCGCCCAGGACUCUUCUCAGUACUGUCAGGAGUUUUGUAGGACGGUGCUGGAAUAUGCAGGCCGGUGGAAGAUGGAGGAAGAACCUCUGCUGCUGGUGGAGGUGUACAUGGUUGCCCUGCUGAGUUACGCCAAUGCCUCUUCAUAUCUCUCUCUGCAGUGUGAAAAUGUUCCUAUUGUGAUUGAGAGGCUCUCACUGAGUUUUUUGGAGCUUUUGCUCUCUCUAACAGAGGAGGUUCCAGUUGGCUUAUGGAAAGAAGUCAAGUCAUCUGUGCAGUUUGCUCACAGUAAGCUGCAAAAUGUUGGACUCGCUCAUCUGUUUCCACUGUCUGCUCUGGGCCAGUAUGAUGGUGUUUGGACCAACAGGGUCCUGCAGGGUCUUCUUUCCAGUGAAACACUACAGCCACAGCAAGUUGAGGAAUUCAUGGUCCAGGAGGGACUGCUUCUGUUGGAGAUGAGAGUGAAGCAGCUGAUGAAGGGAAAGCAGCUGGAGAAGGCGGCACUCCUGGCAAAAGCGUGUUGUGAGUGUGCUGCUUUCCAGGAUAAGGGAUCUUUCAAACAGAUGUACCUCGUGUGUCUCUGUGCUACCUCAGACCAGGACCACCUCAUGGAUGAGCUGUCAAAGGAGGACUGCCGCAACGCCUUAGAGAUGAUCUGCAACCUGGAGUCAGAUGGAGACGAGACGGCAGCUUUUAGUUUGUGUUCAGCCUUCCUGACUCGACAGCUUCUCCAGGCAGACACGUACUGUGCUUGGGAGCUCACUCUGUUUUGGAGCAAGCUGCUGAAGCGGUUGGAGCAAUCAGAGCAGACCUUUCUUAGUCGAUGUCAUCAGAUGUCUUUACUUUCCAAAACUGUGUAUCACAUCCUGUUCCUCAUCAAAGUCAUUCAAUCAGAGACUGAUGGUGCUGGACUGCCAGUUUGUAUUGAAAUGUGCAUCAGGGCUCUGCGGAUGGAAUCAGAAGAUGAUGCCACCAAGGCCAGUGUGUGUAAAACCAUUUCCUGUUUGCUUCCCAAUGACCUGGAAGUCAAGCGAGCUUGUCAGCUGACAGAGUUUCUCCUGGAGCCCACUGUGGAUUCAUACUAUGCUGUGGAGACACUCUACAAUGAACCUGAUCAAAAACUAGAGGAGGAGAAUAUGCCUGUUUCCAACUCACUUCGCUGUGAGCUCUUGCUGGUUCUUAAAACCCAGUGGCCUUUUGACCCAGAGUUCUGGGACUGGAAAACACUUAAGCGUCAUUGUCUAGCACUAAUGGGGGAGGAAGCAUCAAUAGUGUCUUCUAUCGACUUGCUAAAUGAUGCGGAGAGCCCGGAGGAGGAAGAUUUUUUCCUUCAGGACGGGAUCAGUAAUCCACCAGACCAUUCAUUCUUUGGCACAAAUGAACCAACAGAUGCUGCAGACAAGAGGCAGAAAAACAGAGAGAUGAAGAAAUUAAGAGAAAAGGGUUUCAUAUCUGCCAGGUUUAGAAACUGGCAAGUAUACAUGCAAUAUUGUGUGCUGUGUGACAAAGAGUUUCUUGGCCACAGAAUUGUGCGUCAUGCUCAGAUUCAUUUGAGUGGUGGCUUGUACAGCUGCCCAAUAUGCACUGAAACCUUUACCUCUAAAGAUACGUUGAUUCCUCACGUAACAUUACAUGUCAAACAAUCAUGCCAGGAAAGGCUCACUGCAAUGAAAGACAACAAGAAACUGGCUGAUCCCAAAACAGCUGCCCCAGUUAUUGCAGCGUUACAGGCCAAGCCAAGAAAUGAACGAUGUGAAAACAGGGAUUCUUUAAGGCAGAAUACUGUGCCAGAUCGUAAUGUUAAGGACAGAGUGCAAAUGCAUAACGUAGUGAGUUGUGACAACAAUGUUUGCCCUGUUGGAAAGUGUAGAAGGAGCUUUAAGUUUUUCAAAAACCUCAUUGCACAUGUUAAAGCUCACGGGGACAAUGAUGAAGCAAAGACUUUCUUAGAAAUGCAAAGAAAAAAGGUUGUUUGCCAAUACUGCCGCCGCCACUUUGUUAAUGUUACCCACCUUAAUGACCACUUGCAGGUUCACUGUGGUGUGAAGCCUUACAUCUGUAUACAACUGAACUGUAAGGCAAGCUUCCUGUCCAACACUGAGCUGCUGGUACACAGGAAAGCACAUUCUGUUUUUAAAGCUAGAUGCAUGUUUCCAAAUUGUGGAAAGGUUUUCAAUGCAGCCUUCAAACUGUAUGACCACGAGGCACAGCAUUAUAAGACUUUUACCUGUAAAGUCACAGACUGUGGAAAGGUUUUCCAUUCACAACAGCAACUGAAUGUGCACCAGGAUAAUCAUACCUCUCAGGAGGAAAGCCCAUCAUCUGAACAGACCCUAAGCACUCUGAAUGUCCCUUCACUCAUUGAACAGAUGCUUUCCAAACAAGACACCCUGAAGCGUGAAAGUGUGUGUGUUGAUCCAGGUCAUGGAGGACAAGCUGUGUCCAUUGAGCACUUGGAGAACUCUUUGGAGGCAGCUGUGGGGACUGUAGGACACUGUAGAGUCAAACAGGAACCUCAGAACAUGCCUUUGACAACCAGUCAAACACAAUGUGUGAAUAAUUCUGUGAUGCAGCAGCUGGUUUCUCAGUUGUCAGAUACUGAUGGACAAAAAGAUGGUCGCGCUCUGGAUUACACAGUGCCACCUCAACAAAACCAGCCCACACCUCCAUUUGGACUUAGUUUAGAUAAUAUGUCCGAUGUCGAUGUCUGUCCAAUAAGUUAUAACCCCAACUUGCCUUUAACAGGACAACAACCACCAGUGUGUAGUAGCAACUUGUUGCCAGUGCUACAACCCACAAAUCCAGUAAUGUCCCAACCACUUCCCCCUCAUCCACCUUCUGGGAUCAGACCAGAGAACUCUGUGACAUCCUCCUCUAACACGGGUCUAGGGCAGAGGGCGCGGUUUCACUGUGCAUUUGAGACAUGUACAAGAAACUACAGCUCUUCUCGAAGUGUCGCUAAGCACAUGAAGACGGUUCACCCUCAUUUCUAUGAGCAGUGGAAAGUUGCCCGAACGAAAAUCAAGGUAACCUAUGCGCCAGCACUAAGCACCUUAAUGACCGGGCCCAUGGGUCCAGUUGCUUCACUCCAGAACCCCCAUCAAGAACAAAGUUGUGGAGUUCACAGGCAGAACAUGGAUACAAGUUCAAACUACUCUACUAGGACACAUUAUCAUUCUUCGUCUGUCCACAACCAGAAUCCUUCACAAGUGAUGGAAAAUGUCUUAAACCCUAUUGUUCGCUCUCAGUUAAGAAGUGAUACCAAUUCAAUACCUGUACAGGCUUUAAGCAGUCAGAAGUGGCACGCAGCUCUUGGAAGUGAACAAAUUCUGAACUGUGCCUCUUCUCAAGUCUAUCCAACUAACCAGUCAGACAGUCCUGCUCUGCAGUGUAGUGUUCCAUCCCAAUCUUUGCACACAUUAACGGGGAACGGAGCAACUGAAUGCUUGCCAAUUAUGGAAAAUGGAUCUCACACAGUUUUCCCCUCGUAUGUGGAAAGUGAAAAGGAUACACCAAAGCGACGAGCAGACUUUCCUCUAACGUAUACAUCUAAUAGGCAAAGCAGUUUUGUCUCAGGUUCCACAGGUCCAGAUAUAACGGAAAAAAUGCAGAAUCAUGUUCAGUCCCAUUUUCCCCCUGCAGACAGUGAAACCAACAAUCAAACUCAAAAUGGGCCUGUAAUCACAGAAAAUAAUGGUGAGAACCGAAAGCGACCCAGACGCAGCAAACGGACCAAAUGGCCGGCGAUAAUUAGGGAUGGCAAGUUUGUGUGUUCCAGGUGUUUUAGAGAAUUUGUUAGUCCAAAAUCCCUUGGUGGCCAUUUAUCCAAGCGAGCAAUCUGCAAACCAUAUGAUCAGUCAGAACUGAGCACCAAUCUGCCAAAGUCAUUUCUUAAUUUCCUCAGUUCAGGGCAUACAGUUAACCCCAAUCAGCCACAGGUGUCCUUUACCCCAGCAGCUGUGAAUCCAGAAGAAUCCCAACAGUCCACAAGUGCUCCACUUGCUCCUGGUAAUCUACAAACCAGCAAUGGUGAGUCAAGUGAUGAUAUCUUUAAUCAAAUCAUGGUUGAAUCCAGUUUAUCUGCUCUCCUUGACGGCAGGGCUUCCACCCAGCCAUUGUUACCAAGCUCUGCUGGAGAGCGUUUGCCAAGCUCAGUCAUACAGCAUACAGAGAGAGGGCAGAGGCAAGAGGAGAGUUCAUGUGCUAUAUUCCAUCGUCCACAGCCAAGUGUUGAUACAUUUGCUAGAAUGUUUCCUGACUCACUUCCUUCUCGGAUCCUCUCGGCACAUCCUUCCACUGUUGCAACAAACCAUGUGACUCCAAAAGAAAUUCCUAGUGAUAGAUAUUAUAGUGAGAAAACUGUUCAGACACCGGAUACAUAUUCUAACCUGCUGACCAAAGCUUUACCCGAUAGUCCAGUUAGUGUAGCAGUAUGUGGCAAGCAGGUAGAAAGGCAAAAGUUGGUGAUCGAGCAAGAUGUCAAAAAGAGGCUACGGGAGCAGAUCCUAGCAAGUGACUUCAAACGUAGAAAUAGCUUACGUCUUUCAAACAAUACUGACCGUAAUGCCAAUUCAAAGCCCUCCAUGUCGAAGGACCCUAGGUAUCGUUCUGACCUUAAUCAAAUGUCUUGUGACGCAAAUAACCACUCAGCUAGUCAAAAACAAGUCCUUCAAGAAACCUCUGCAGUAAUCCCAGGAACCUCUGGCAUAAUUGAUCACCUGCUAAACACUCAGAGCUUCACCUGUUUCAGAGAUGCCUCGAACCCAAAGCAAGACGUGCUGAGCCCCACAGAUGUCACCACAGCAAAUGAUGAGGACCUGGAACCCCCCAAGCUAUCAGCCACUCAGCAGCAGUGGAUGACCGAAGUUCAGAUUGCAUUUGAAAAGCUCAAUUUGGUUAGAGUGUCUUAUCCCAAACAACAGAGCAAUGCUGCAAACAUCCAAACGGGGUCAGCAAGGGCUGGGUCACGUCGCAGCGGAUCAUCAAGCGUCAUGAAGCCGUUCACCUGUGAGAGCCAGUACUGCGCAUUUAGUUCUAUGUCCAGUGAAGCACUCUGGAAACACCUCUCCAAGACACACAGCUACACUUUUGACAUGGUGAACGUGAUUAAGAAGAGGUAUGGUCACUAUGCUCCCUACAAGUGUCAGAAAUGCAGUAAAACAUUCACUCGAAACUCUAACCUGCGCGUUCACUACCAGUCUAUUCACAAACUGUCUGCCGAAGAAAUAGCAGCUCUGGAUGUGAAGCGCAAGCAGGCCAAAGCUGCAUCUGAUGGCACAGACCUAUGUCCAGCCUCUCAUCCGGCACCGCUGUCACAUCAAGACGCACUGAAACCAGAUUACCUGGCAAACGCAGCUGCACCACAUCGUAACUGUCAUCUAAGUAAGGCUAACCUUCAGGACGACGGCUGUGCUACAGUGAUUCAGCCCCUACAAACCACAACCAUGCACAACCAAGCACAGACCUCCACAUCCGUCUCUUCCUUUGUAGAAAAGAGCCAGUGGGAGCAGCAAAGACCCUCUAGUGGCCCAAAAGUGGGUUUAAACAAAUUGCCAGCCCCCCUUUGCAAGGCUCUGCCUGCCACUGUCCAGGUUAAUGGGUCUCUUUCUGUAGACAAACAGAAUCCUAUGAAAAGGCAGUUGAUGGUUAAGGAUGUUGAUGCCUCCAGCCUAGAAGUUACCAAGAAGGCCAAACAGAAGAAGUCCUGUUCAGGUGAUGCAAUGAGCCCGUACAGACCGUACCGCUGCGUUCAUCAGGGCUGUGUGGCAGCCUUCACCAUCCAGCACAACCUAAUCCUACAUUACAGGGUGGUCCACCAGUCUGCACUGUCAGCUCUGAAAGUCAACAAAGAGCAGGACCAGAAGGAGGGACUAGAUGAAACCCUGGAUCACGAGGAUCAAGAGCAGGAUGAAGAGGAACCCGAGGUAGAAAUCCCCCAUGUUUCUGAGUUCAGAUGCCAGGUCAAAGACUGCUCCAGAGUUUUCCAAGAUGUUCGCAACUUGCUGCAGCACUAUGUCCAGCUGCAUGUAUUCAGCCUGGAGAAGGUCGGGGGUCUCUUGUCCAGCAUUAGGCUGGGCAGGUUUGCUUGCAGCCACCAGGGAUGCACAGCACUCUUCACGACUGCUUGGAAGUAUAUUGCCCACAUCAAAGAACAUCAUAAAGACAUAAAGCCGGCCAGGCCCGAGCAGUUCAAUGGAGCCUUUGUGUGUGAAUUUGAAGGCUGUGAUCGUUCAUAUGCCACAAAAUCCAAUUUGCUUCGACACACGAAAAAGCAUCAUGACCCUUACCAGCUUAAACUGAAAAAUCAACAGGUAAAGUUAAACGCCAAGAAUGUGCAUUACCAAAUUAGCAAGGCAAGCAACGGGAAGGAAAACAUUGAGAGCAACAAGAAGAUCCUACAGAAAGGAAGUGACACCAAGAAAGUCGGCAAGACGAGAGGCAACCCUUGGACUGAAUACGGGAAACUGUCCCUGAAGUCCAAAGGUGAGGCCUCUGCAAUGUGCAGCAAGACGUUUUGUCUGCAGUACCCCUGUAUGAUCAAAGGCUGUGAGUCCGUCAUGAAGUCAGAGCGGAGCAUAUUGAAGCAUUAUUUGGGCCAUGGACUGUCAGACAAAUACUUAGAACAGCAGCGGAGCCACUUCAUCUUUUGCAAGAAACUACCAAGGCAGAAGUGUGUCUCCAUCCGGAGUGACGAUUCUAAAUCAGACAAUCUGUCCGACAGCGAGGUGAGGCCCUUACUGCACAAAAAGAGCGCUAUGCCAUUAGACAGCAAGCUGUCCAACGAUGACGGCACCAAUGGGUCGGUGGUGCUGAAACGCAAGCGAGGGCGCCCCCGAAAGUUCAUAGAGAGAAACGUGAAGCGCAAAAAACCUCCACGCACAACCAAGACGGGCCAGGUCUACAGCAGGGAUGAGGAGAUGGAUUCCUGCGCCGCGGCGCUGCAGGAGGAGCCCAAUGGGCAGAACGCCCCCAUGGCCUCCUUCAAACCCAUGGGUUUCGAAAUGUCCUUCCUAAAAUUCUUGGAGCAAUCGAAUCAGUCAACAACGGAGAUGAGCAGAAAGGGUCCGAACAGCAAAGAUGCCUGCGUGCGGUUCAGCAACCGGCAGAAACUUAGGUCUCUGAGCAAAGUUAAGAUCAUAAUAGACGGAACCUUAUUAGGUGUAAAGAAGCUUCUGUUGAAGCAGCUGCAGGACAUGCAGGCCACAGUCGUACUGGAGAAAAACCAGUAACUCAGGACUGCACUCUGUGUUUUACACCCCCCUUGUACAAUAUAUCACUUUAAUACAAAUGUGUAAAGCAUUUAGAGUGUGACUGACAUCAGGUCUGGGUUAAAUGCUCCCUGUGGGACUGGGAGAUGAAUGAACCCUGCAGUGUGUUGAUUUGUAUGUGUUGUGAGUGAGUGAGUGAGUGAGUGAGUGAGUGAGUGAGUGAGUGAGUGAGUGAGUGAGUGAGUGAGUGAGUGAGUGAGUGAGUGAGUGAGUGAGUGAGUGAGUGAGUGAGUGAGUGAGUGAGUGAGUGAGUGAGUGAGUGAGUGAGUGAGUGAGUGAGUGAGUGAGUGAGUGAGUGAGUGAGUGAGUGAGUGAGUGAGUGAGUGAGUGAGUGAGUGAGUGAGUGAGUGAGUGAGUGAGUGAGUGAGUGAGUGAGUGAAUAUAGUUUGAAAUCAGCCGCUGCCACCAGCUGUCCUCUUAAUAAAAACAUGUUUUUACGUCUUGACGUGCUUGACUUUGAUUUGUGUCCAGAGACGCGUGUUUUAUUGAUUUAUUAUGUCCUUUAGCAUUAGUGAAACAUUAGAUGGGGAGCAUCAUCCUUUGUGAGCAAAAGCUGAUGAUGAUUUACAAUUGACCUGCGUUUAUUGACAAACAGGGUUUAGGUUCACUUGUGAAGUGAACACGUCUGAUAAAUAAAGUUGAUAAAUAUAAAUAAAUUCAUAAAAUGAAGGAUGUCAAUCGCAAAAAUAUA
Molecule: messenger RNA, 8123 nt
Organism: Betta splendens (Siamese fighting fish)
Lineage: Eukaryota; Metazoa; Chordata; Actinopteri; Anabantiformes; Osphronemidae
Gene: znf292b
Product: zinc finger protein 292b
Exons: 8
Coding region: 44-7393 (2449 amino acids)
Biological process (GO): regulation of transcription by RNA polymerase II
Cellular component (GO): nucleus
Molecular function (GO): DNA binding; DNA-binding transcription factor activity, RNA polymerase II-specific
Source: RefSeq, a predicted model, not a curated record